AUGGAUCCAGGGGUGGUGGCCAAGGGCACGGGGACCAAAGCGGUGUCUCCUCAAUCCCGCCAGAGAGGGAAAGGUCUUGAGGAAGAGUGGGUGGAUCUUACAGGUCAACAAGCGGUUGCACAGCUGGUGUCAAUAAGAAAGAUUUGUCUACAAGACUUUGGGAGCCUUUUUGACGAUCGAGAACUGCUUGGAAGAGAUGGGAUCCACAUGACCAAGUGGGGCAAAAAUGUCUUUCCCGACAUGCUGGCCAACCUGAUGCGUACAACCCGCAAAGUAUCGGUCUGGCCCGUGGGACUGGUGGGAGGACGGCGGUACGAGCGCCCAGUUGUGGAGAACGGCAAAGUCGUUGGCUGGUACACUGGCUGGAGAGCUGACAGGCCCUUUGCCAUUGACAUGGCAGGAUUUGCUGUGAGUCUUCAAGUGAUUCUGUCGCAUCCGAAAGCCGUAUUCAAGCGUCGUGGUUCUCAGCCAGGAAUGCAAGAAUCUGAUUUUCUGAAACAGAUAACAACGGUGGAGGAACUGGAGCCAAAGGCGAACAACUGCACAAAGGUUCUUGUAUGGCACACGCGAACAGAAAAAGUAAAUCUAGCUAACGAGCCAAAACACCGCCUGGACACAGUCACCAUUGAGGUAUGA
This is a messenger RNA of Opisthocomus hoazin, 636 nucleotides long. The record is from RefSeq and is a predicted model, not a curated record. Lineage: Eukaryota; Metazoa; Chordata; Aves; Opisthocomiformes; Opisthocomidae.